This is a messenger RNA of Rhopalosiphum padi (bird cherry-oat aphid), 3068 nucleotides long. RefSeq names its product glucose dehydrogenase [FAD, quinone]. Lineage: Eukaryota; Metazoa; Arthropoda; Insecta; Hemiptera; Aphididae. The transcript is spliced from 6 exons. Bases 499 to 2415 code for a protein of 638 amino acids. The record is from RefSeq and is a predicted model, not a curated record. Gene Ontology annotation, molecular function: flavin adenine dinucleotide binding; oxidoreductase activity, acting on CH-OH group of donors.
GCCGACCGAUAAACGCACGUUCAAACGUCGGCGUGCGUCCACUGAAAAACGGUCAGCCGGUGUUCUUGGCGGCUCUUGUUCGGUGCCCCACGGAUCUGUGUUCGGUCGCGUUGUUUUUGGUUUUUAAAAUUUUUCAAAUCAGUUUGCCGCGUUUUCGAUCUCGGACGAGCACACACCACCGCGAGGUAAUCUGUGUCGUCGGUUUUCAGCAGUUUUGCAAAUUUUUUCCUCGUCCGGUUACUGCUCUGCAGCUGCAGUGCGUCUCACCGUCGUCGGUAAAUAAUACAAAAUCGUCGCAAUAAUAAUAUAACAAACCGACCGACGUGACAUUUACGAAGUGUACGACAAUAUAAUACAUAUAUACAUACAUAUAUAUAUAUAUAUAUAUAUAUAUAUAUAUAUAUAUUAGGUAGCUGUUCGCCACCACCGCAACAGGACGUCCGCAGCAGGUUUACUUCUCAUAUUGGUUACGAAUAGAAUGUGACGUCUAGUCUCAAAAUGGUGCACGCAGGCACAGUGCUCAUAAGUGCCAUAAAGUUCGCAACCAAAGUGGCCGGAGGUGGAAAGCUACUGUUUUUGCCUACGUUCUUGGCCGCUUUAGCCUACUACAAUUAUGACCUGUACGACCCGGAAAACCGUUUGGUGAACGAGAAAAACCUGAGAUCUGAGUAUGAUUUCAUAGUCGUGGGCGGAGGAUCGGCGGGCGCUGUGGUCGCCAACCGUCUGUCCGCGAACCCGGAAUGGAACGUACUACUGCUGGAGGCUGGCGGACACGAGUCCGAAAUCACAGACGUGCCAGCCAUAUCGUUGUACUUACACGGCAGCAAGUAUGACUGGAAGUAUAAGACGCAGCCGGACAGUUCGGCGUGCCAGGCGAUGAAGGGCAAUCGGUGCUGUUGGACCCGAGGUAAGGUGAUCGGCGGCUCCAGCGUGUUGAACACCAUGUUGUACGUGCGGGGCAACAAGCGAGACUACGACAACUGGGAGAGGAUGGGCAACCCCGGCUGGGGGUUCGAGGACGUGCUUCCGUACUUCAAAAAGUCGCAGGACCAACGGAAUCCGUACUUGGCAAAAAACACCAGAUACCACGCCACCGGGGGUUAUCUGACCGUCCAAGACUCGCCGUGGAACACGCCUUUGGGUAUCGCUUUCUUGCAAGCUGGCGAAGAAAUGGGUUACGAGAUACGGGACACCAACAGCGACAUUCAGACCGGUUACGGGUUGUACCAGUUCACGAUGCGCCGGGGUUACCGAUGCAGUUCAUCGAAAGCGUUUCUGCAACCGGUGAGGCUGCGGAGGAAUCUGCACGUGGCGUUGUGGUCACACGUGACAAAAGUACUCAUCGACCCGGACAGCAAACGGGCUUAUGGGGUGGAGUUUGAACGGGACGGCCGAAAGCGGGUUGCUCUGGCCAAACGAGAGGUCAUAUUGUCCGCUGGAGCUAUCAACAGUCCUCAAUUGCUCAUGCUCUCGGGCGUCGGACCGGAAGAACACCUAAGAAGUAUCAAUAUACCGGUAAUCCAUCAUUCGCCGGGCGUCGGUGAAAACCUUAUGGACCAUGUGGCCGUUGGCGGUCUAGUCUUCCCCAUUGACUAUCCAGUUAGCUUGGUCAUGAACCGUGUAGUUAACAUACCGGCAGCAUUGAGGUAUGCCGUGCUGGGCGAAGGACCGCUGACGUCGUCCAUCGGGCUGGAGACAGUGGCAUUCAUCACGACCAAAUACGGUAACCAGUCGGACGACUGGCCUGACAUCGAGUUCAUGUUGACGUCCACGUCGACCAAUUCGGACGGUGGCACGGCCGCCCGGAAGGCUCACUGUCUGCGCGACGAUUUCUACAACGAGCUGUUGGGCGACCUCAACAACAAGGACGUGUUCGGCGUGUUCCCGAUGCUGUUGAGGCCCAAGAGCAGGGGACGCAUACUGCUCAGGAGCAACAACCCUCACCAGUACCCGCUGAUGUACCACAACUAUUUCUCGCACCCCGACGACCUGCGGGUGCUGCGGGAGGGCGUCAAGGCGGCGGUGGCGGUGGGUGAGACGACCGCCAUGAAACGAUUCGGCGCCCGAUUCCACGCCAAGCCGGUGCCCGGUUGCAAGACCCUCGAGCUGUUCACCGACGAGUACUGGGAGUGCGUGAUACGUCAGUACACCAUGACCAUAUACCACAUGUCGGGCACAUGUAAAAUGGGACCGCCUACCGAUCCUUUUGCCGUGGUCGAUCCCAAGCUCAGAGUGUACGGGAUUCAGGGUUUGAGAGUGAUUGACGCCAGCAUUAUGCCUCAGAUCACCAAUGGUAACAUCAACGCCCCGACAAUAAUGAUUGGUGAGAAAGGUUCCGACAUGAUAAUCAAUUAUUGGACUGGUAUUGACGCGAAAAGAAGAAGACGAAGGAGUGCUAAUAUUACCAUUAGUUAGAACCAAGUCAACUCUUUUGAAUUUGUAGACUAUUUAGGUUAAGUCCUAGGUCGUCUCAAUACUUAUGACAAGUUGUGUUGCUCAAUUUUUAUAAAAAUGUAUAGGUAGAUAAUUAAUAAGAUCAAACGACUAUUAUGGUUAUACUAUUUUUAUAGAUAUCUUCUUCUUUACACCUUUAAAGUCACAAUUAUGGUUUAAACUUUUUUUAAAACAUUUUGUAACUUAAUGUUGAAUUACUUGAAAAACUUAUCAAAACUAAUUGUAUGUUAUCAUUCACUCUAGUCUAGUUAUAAAUAUUAGUAUUAUUAUCAUUACUAUUAUAUUUCUUAUUAAUUUAAUAUAUUUCAUAAUAAUUGUGAAUCACUUUGAUAUCUUUGUUGUAUAAUUACGUAUUGUAUUAAAAUGUAUUAAAUCAUUUAUACUCCUUUUUAUUUGUAUAAUAAUAUGUUGUAUGUAUAACUAGUAAUAUUAUUGUAAUCUAACACUGUAAAUCAAAAUCUUAUGAACAUGACUUUUGAGUAAAUCACAUUAUAAGACCAUUAUAAUAUGUACCUACUUAUAACAAAAAAUGUAUUUAUAUAGUUAUUUGAAAUGUAUUGGGUAUUAUGAAUUAUUUAUAGUGAAAUUAAAAUUAUACAAUAUUGUUAUGUUAA